Molecule: messenger RNA, 2446 nt
Organism: Terrapene triunguis (Three-toed box turtle)
Lineage: Eukaryota; Metazoa; Chordata; Testudines; Emydidae
Product: ribonucleoprotein PTB-binding 2-like
Exons: 14
Coding region: 1-2268 (755 amino acids)
Cellular component (GO): ribonucleoprotein complex
Molecular function (GO): RNA binding
Source: RefSeq, a predicted model, not a curated record
AUGUCUCUCUCUGGCUGCAAGAUGGCGGCAGCAGCGGAGCCGGGCACGGAGCUGUCCGGGGCUCAGCGGGAGCCGGUGCUGGGGGCACAGCCGGAGCUCGGCGGGAGCGCGGCGCCCCUCCGCCCGCCCGAGAUCGCCAUGCGGCUGGAGAGCGCCCGCCGGGAGCUGAGCAACAGGCGCAAGGUCCUGCUGAGAAACCUGCCCGAGGAGAGCAGCAGCCAGGAAAUCCAUGAACUAUUCAAAGAUUAUGAAUUAAAGUACUGUUAUGUGGACAGAAAUAAAAGAACAGCGUUUGUUACUCUGCAGAACGGAGAGCAGGCUCAAAACGCAAUCCGGAUGUUUCACCAGUAUUCUCUUCGUGGAAAAGAAAUAUCAGUGCAGCUCCAACCAACAGAUGCUUUGCUAUGCGUUACCAAUUUGCCCACCUCAUUUUCAUCACAAGAGUUUGAGGAACUAGUGUGUGCAUAUGGCAAUGUUGAGAGAUGUUUUUUGGUCUAUAAUGAAGUUACUGGCCAUUCCAAGGGCUACGGGUUUGUGGAAUACAUGAAAAAGGACUCUGCUGCAAAGGCUAGAAUGGAACUCCUGGGGAAGCAAUUAGGUGAAAACACCCUCUUUGCACAGUGGAUGGAUGUUAAUCAGUUGACUACCGAUCUUGUUCAUUCUAAGUGCCUUUGUGUAGAUAAACUCCCCAAUGACUACACUGAUUCAGAGGAACUGAUGCAAAUGUUCUCAUUUAAGUAUAAACCUGUGUUCUGCCAGUUUGCUGAGGACGAAGGCUGUUAUGUUGGUGGCUUUGCAGUGAUUGAGUAUGAGACUGCAGAGCAGGCUGAGGAAGUGCAAGAAGUCACAGAUGGUAUGACUAUCAGAGGAAAGAGAGUCCAGGUGUCGUACUGUGCUCCUGGAGCACCAGGACGAAGCACAUUAGCUGCAUUUAUAGCAGCACAACGUAUGAUGAGAAACAACAGAAAAGGAUUGCUUCCAGAACCAAAUCCAGUGCAGAUUAUGAAGAGUUUAAAUAACCCAGCCAUGUUACAAAUGUUACUGCAGCCCCAGUUGUGUAGACGUGCGCGUAAACAUGCAGUUUUUGGAGUAUCUGCUGGUUUACCUCAUCUUAUAAAUACAGCAGUCAGUCCAGGAUUUUUCCAUUUGAAUAAAGUACACCAGAAUUCUGUUCUGGGGAAUACAUCUAAUUUACUGCUACAGAACCUCUCCCACCUACAACUGGCACAGAAGCAACUAAUUAAAAUUGAGAAUAUUCAAACUAACAGUAAACCUGGCUUACUUGGAGAGCCUCCACCAAUGUUACUUCAGACAGUAUUGGGAACAAGGCCAAUACCAUCAGUGAGUGCAGACCUGGGAAACCAUGGAGAAGCGCAUACAUCAUCUAAUGUGACUCCAAAUCGAACAACAGCAGCAACAGGGAUGGGCAUCUUGCCAUUCUUUCCAAAUCAGCCCGUUGUUGGACAAGCUAUGCCAGGGCAAAAUAAUACUCAGGAUAAACAAUCAACUACAGUGGGACUGUCAGAAGGAGCUGGCUCAGGGUCGCAGGCUUGUCUUCAGAGCUUAACAAAUUUUACUGCUGGAGGCUUACGCACAGAACAUCCCCAACAGCAAAGUCAGCCAAAAAGCACUGAUACAAGUUCAGGGAUUCCCUCAAAAAACCAGACUUCGCUCCUGGGAGAACCACCCAAAGAAAUCCGUCUUAGUACCAAUCCCUACUUGAAUUUGGCAAGCGUGUUGCGUGGUGUAUGUCUUUCAGGAGUUGCCAGCAAAGCAACUAGUACACAGCAGCACCCUGGGCUUUCAAGCAACAUAGUGGAUGCUGCAGUCUCUCAGGGAACUACAUCACAACAUGCAAUGGAAAACUACUUUAAUUAUUCUCAACAGUAUGGGGAUUAUACACAGGAGGCUGUCCAGCAGUGGUAUCAGCAUUAUGCGCAGGCAUACAACGCUACUCAAGCAAGAGUAGGUGAAUUUGAAAAUGAAGCUUCCGAGGAACCUGCUAUAUCUUAUGGAGACUACAAUACCUAUUUGCAGGUUAUGCCUUCAUAUUACACCGGAACCCAGGGAUCAUGCCAGCCAGGCAGCUUUCAGCUUACUCCACAGAAUGCAUUAAAUAAGGUGGCACCAGUAAGAAGUGAAAAGCGAAGUUCCUCACACCUCAUUUCUUCCCCAGAAGCUGGCCCAGUUGAAUAUAUUGGCCAGCACACUCAGGGCACAGCAUCAAAUUAUGCAGAAUCCUAUCUUAAAAAAAAGCGUGUUUAUUGAGAUCCAAUCAACCAAUCCUGCCUUAAAGCCAACAGGUGACCUUUUUGUACCUCUGUAUUUAUUACUGCCUUAACUUCAUACCCAUCCAUCUUUAUAUAGGGUGACACAUUCCUAAAAGGAACAAUUCAGGCAAAUUUUCCAAAUAAAUUAUAUGUAGCAAUAAAGACAACUAGUUGGA